AUGGCCUUCAAUUCCACUUCGGAGAACGCGUUCGGGCCCGUUAGCCACCUGAGGCCGUUUGACUUUACUGUCACCUUCGAGCAGGCUAUACUGUCGAUCAUUCCUUCGACAAUCCUACUACUGGCUGGACCACCCAGACUAUUCCACCUGUCUCGUUGUGAACGAAAGACGCGAUCCAAGCAUGGCUAUCUUUUGAAGUUGGUCGCCUCUUCAAUCAAUUUCGCCCUCCAACUAUCCCUCCUGGUGCUUUGGAGCGUAUCGGUAGCGUCGCGGACGUCGACUAGCAUCCCAUCUGCUGCUCUAGGCCUCGCCAGUUCUACUAUCAUCAUUGGACUGUCCUGUGUCGAAGAUACAAAGUCAACAAGUCCCUCUUCUCUGUUGACUAUAUACCUGCUUUUCUCGAUUCUUUUCGAUGCGACACAGGUACGGACACUAUGGUUUACACAUCGAGUGUCCAUUGCAGCUGUACAGAGUGCGGUCCUUGGGAUCAAAAUUGCUAUGCUUUUAUUGGAAAACCGAGAGAAAACGUCUUAUCUGAAGUCCCCCUAUAAAGAGUAUCCGCCCGAGGCAACCCGGGGCAUUGUUAAUCUGAGCUUUGUCUGGUGGCUGAAUCGGCUCUUUCUGGCUGGGUAUCGGAAGAUCAUUGGGAGUCAAGACCUUUUCGCUCUAGAGCCUGGCCUAAGCUCUGGUAGUACAGGUGAAAGGCUGAAAAGAGCGUGGGAGAAGCAUGGUCUGACAUACUCUCUGAAGUUGGGGAAGUCGACCUUGACACUCCAGGAUAACCUCUUUGUGGAAAACACAGCUCUCACUUUGAUGAGUACAGACAUUGACGGCAUUAUUGAGCAUCUGGAAAACUUCAAUGACGUCUGGGCUCGCACAAUUGAAGUGGCAAUUGGUACAUGGCUUCUUGAAAGACAAGUGGGUGCGACUUGCGUGGUUCCAUUGAUUCUAACUCUAGCAUGUCUGGGUGGUCAGAAGCUGGUAGCGAAGACAAUCGGAGAGAACCAGCAAAAUUGGAAUCUUGAAAUCCAGAAGAGAAUUCAAAAUACAUCCUCUGUACUGGGCUCUAUCAAAACUACCAAGAUUUCAGGGUUUUCUGGCAAGCUAUCCCAAGCCCUGCAGGGGCGCCGCGAACGAGAACUCUUUGUAUCUCGCGCUUUCUUCAGGGGAAUUAUGUGGUUAAACGGUCUAGCAAGUGUGCCUCGAAUUUGGUCGCCUGUCAUCACUUUCAUUGUUUACGCAGUACAAGCACAAACAAAGACUGAUGACUCCCUCACUACGGUGAAGGCCUUCACUGCUCUGAGUAUUAUUACCCUCGUCACUACGCCGGCAGAAAAGCUACUCGCUGUCUUGCCCCAACUAGCAGCUGCCAUGGGAUGCUUCCAGCGGAUUCACGAAUACAUGGUAUCUGAACCAGUGAAAGAUAGCCGAAUUGGCAUGGAGGAAUUUCGACCGAUUACCUCGGUUAAAGCCGAGCCGGAAGUUGCCAUUGGCUUGGACAGCGUGACCGUCAUGCCCUCACAAAAGGCUGCAUCUACCGCCCUUAAUGACAUGUCUUUCGAAGUCACCAGAGGCAGCCUGAUGAUUGUUAUUGGUCCUGUUGGCUCGGGUAAAACGACAUUGUUGAGAACCAUUCUAGGGGAGCUUGGUUGCCUAUCGGGCUCCGUGUCUAUCAAACCGAGCAGAGUAUCCUAUUGCAGCCAGAAUCCAUGGUUGCUCAAUACGACAAUCAAGAAAAGCAUCACCGGUAUCUCAGACGGCGAGGUCGACGAGAAGUGGUACAAAACUGUCAUAUAUUCAUGCUGCUUAGAUGAGGACAUUCGUCGUUGGCCUAACGGUGACCAAAGUGAGAUUGGAAGUAAAGGUCUUGCCCUUUCGGGGGGUCAAAAGCAGAGAGUGGUUCUAGCUCGUUCUGUAUACAGUCGCAAUGAUAUAGCAUUGCUUGACGAUGUCAUGAGUGCGUUGGAUGCGCAAACGCAAGAAAUGAUCAUUCAACGACUCCUCUCUCGUGACGGGAUAUUUCGCAGGCUGGGCACAACUGUGGUCCUGACCACUCACAAUUCUCGGCUCCUCGAAUUUGCAGAUAGUAUAGUCUCUCUCACUUCAGACGGUCGAGUCGACCUCCAAACAACAGGCAUUGAGGGCAUUCGCAACAAGAAAUUCUGGCAGGCUAGACAACCUUCAGAUCCACAUUUCCAGAAUGACCUCAACGAAAAACUGAACGAGCAUUCGGACAUAACUGAUUCGAGCCCCGACCCUAUUAGUGAUAUCGAAGAUAUGGAUCGAACUCGACAGAUCGGAGAUUUCUCAGUGUAUUCCUACUACGCGAGAACAGUCGGCCCUGUGCUUUGCGUCGUGUUUCUUGUUGGACAUUCCCUCUUAGCAUUUGGUGAGAACUUUCCUCAAGUGUGGCUGAGCAGAUGGACUACGGCAGGAGGCGGACAUCUCCCUCUGUAUGUACCCGUUUAUGUGGUUUUGGCACUGGCAGCAUCACUUCUUACCAUUUACUGCAUAUGGCUCGUCUUCAUUAAGCUGAUGCCCAAAUCGGCCAUUCGCUUGCAAUGGUUACUUUUGGCCGCCACUGAUAAUGGCACAAUCCUGAAUCGCUUUAGUCAGGAUAUGACCUUGAUAGAUUUGGCCCUUCCAAUUGCGGUGAUGUCUUCCGCGGAGGCAAUUUUUGGAUGUAUCGCCACCAUUGGUCUGAUCGCCACAGGAUCUGCUUUCAUGGCGACAACAAUACCCGCCACGCUGGUCGUGCUCUAUUUUUUGCAAGAGGUUUAUCUGAAGACAAGUCGCCAACUACGAUAUCUCGAUCUAGAGUCUAGAAGCCCAUUGUACUCACACUUUGCUGAGGUCCUCGAAGGUCUGCCGACGAUUCGGGCCUUUGGCUGGCAAGACGCCUCAUCAAAGAUUCUAACUCAGCAUCUUGACAAGUCUCAAACGCCGUACUACAUGCUUCUAUGUGCGCAACGCUGGUUGAAUUUAGUCUUGGACAUCGUGGUGAUGGUAUUGGCAACCGUUGUGGUAACGCUAGCUGUUGAGCUGCGUAGCAGCACAAACUCGGGCCUCCUCGGCAUCGCGUUGAACAAUAUUCUUGGAUUCAACCAACUAUUAUCAUACUUCAUCAUAUCAUGGACCACUCUUGAGACCUCGCUCGGAGCGAUAGCCCGUGUUAAGUCAUUUGUUGAGACGACACCUUGUGAAGAUCUACCUGGCUCAUCCCCAGAACUGCCUGAGUCCUGGCCCGAUAAGGGGGAGCUUGAUGUACAGGGCCUCUUCCUGCGCUAUCCUGACGGUACACUGGCCCUGGACAACAUCUCGAUGCGCAUAGGCGCCGGAGAAAAGAUAGGCAUCUGCGGCCGCACUGGCAGCGGGAAAAGCUCCCUCGCACUCACCAUGUUACGCCUUGUAGAACCUUCACGUGGAAAUAUCACAAUAGAUCAGACUGAGAUUCUCAAGAUCGCCCCCGGGUCAAUCCGAGAGAGGCUGAUAGCUGUGCCACAAGACUCGUUCACACUAUUGGGAACCAUCCGCUAUAAUGUUGACAUUAUGGGCCUCUCCAGUGACAGUGAGAUCACAUCUGUACUCAAGCAGAUUGGCGUCUGGGAUGCAAUUGAAACCCGAGGGGGCCUUGAUGCGCUCCUCGAGGACCAUCCACUGUCACAAGGAGAGCAGCAACUCUUGAGUCUGGCACGGGCAAUCCUUAAGAGGCAAACCAGUAACGGCAAAUGUCAGGUGCUAAUCCUGGAUGAAGCCACGAGCAGCCUUGAUACACAAACAGACCAGAGAGUGCAAAAGGUCAUGAGAGAGGCUUUUCGUGACUGUACCGUUUUUAGCGUCGCUCACAGACUUGACACAAUCAUAGAUUUUGACAGAAUUGCAGUGCUGGAAGCUGGACGUCUAGCUAAGUUCGAUACCCCACAAAAUCUUCUUGCCAGAGAUGGGUUAUUCUAG
Penicillium longicatenatum is the source of this 3954-nucleotide messenger RNA. Its product is annotated as ABC transporter integral membrane type 1. Gene Ontology annotation, molecular function: ABC-type transporter activity; ATP binding; ATP hydrolysis activity. The record is from RefSeq and is a predicted model, not a curated record. NCBI's taxonomy places the organism in Eukaryota, Fungi, Ascomycota, Eurotiomycetes, Eurotiales, Aspergillaceae. Gene Ontology annotation, cellular component: membrane. The coding region runs from base 1 to 3954 and encodes 1317 amino acids. Gene Ontology annotation, biological process: transmembrane transport. The transcript has 10 exons.